AUGGAAAAAAGGAACAAGAAAUCAAAUGAAUUUUGGCGUGCUAAUGAUAGGACUGAUUCGGGGACACAUGACAGUAACAACUGUUAUGUCUGUGUAAAUGGCUGUAUGGGGGAUAACAUUAAAAAGUCAAGGAAUAAAAUACUUGUCGCUGUCCGGAGUGCCCAGCUUCCUUUGGAUUAUUCUGAAACCGUCCCAGUUCCGCCAAAGUACAACACCUUUGCCGAGAACCCAGGAAAAGCCAACUCUGUGUUUACAGUAUCUGUCGCAGCCAAUGAUGAUCAUGAUGAUCCAGACUUUGAACCAGAACCAUCUUCGUCAAAGGAUCCAAUUCCCGUUUCGCAGGAACUAUUGUAUAAAAUGGUAGCAGUUUUGAAUUUGUCGAGGAUCAGAGCAACUUGCAACUUUUUUAAAACAAGGCAACAACUUGGCUUUUGGCGUGAAAGUCACACGUUAUCGCAAACGGCAAGAGUAUUUUCAAAAACACUAUACGGUGAAUGA
This is a messenger RNA of Brassicogethes aeneus, 498 nucleotides long. The record is from the annotation of a GenBank genome assembly. Lineage: Eukaryota; Metazoa; Arthropoda; Insecta; Coleoptera; Nitidulidae.